Molecule: messenger RNA, 3183 nt
Organism: Sorex araneus (European shrew)
Lineage: Eukaryota; Metazoa; Chordata; Mammalia; Eulipotyphla; Soricidae
Product: cytochrome b5 reductase 4
Exons: 17
Coding region: 268-1728 (486 amino acids)
Biological process (GO): generation of precursor metabolites and energy; superoxide metabolic process
Cellular component (GO): endoplasmic reticulum
Molecular function (GO): heme binding; oxidoreductase activity
Source: RefSeq, a predicted model, not a curated record
CCAGCUCCCCGCGCUCCGCCCCUGCUUCCUGCGUCCCGGACGCGCCCCCGGGCCGCGCUCGUCUGACCGUCCCCUGCUUCUCCCCCUCCCCAGCAGGUCGGCGGGCUUCUGGAGGCCCUGGCUGGACAGCCCCGGGGACCCCCGAGGACGCGCUCAGCCCCUCGUCCCACCGGAAAUGCCCGGCGGCCCCGGGAGCAGCGGAGCCUCCGGAAAGCUUUCGCAGUACAGACACCCCGUCAGGUACCUCUGAAACAAGGCAGAAGUCUUAUGGAUUGGAUUAGAUUAACCAAAAGUGGAAAGGAUCUAACAGGAUUAAAGGGAAGGUUAAUUGAAGUCAGUGAAGAAGAACUUAAAAAACACAACACAAAAGAUGAUUGUUGGAUAUGCAUACGAGGGUUUGUUUAUAAUGUCAGUCCAUAUAUGGAGUAUCACCCUGGUGGAGAAGAUGAACUGAUGAAAGCAGCAGGAGCAGAUGGUACUGAACUUUUUGAUCAGGUUCAUCGAUGGGUCAAUUAUGAGUCCAUGCUGAAAGAAUGUCUGGUUGGCAGAAUGGCAGUCAAACCUGCAAUUUGUAAAGACUCUCAAGAGGAAAAGAAAGUCAUAAAUGGCAUGCUUCCCAGAAACCAAGUAACCGAAAAGUGUGCCAAAGAAGGCCCUAGUUCUCCAAGCUAUGACUGGUUCCAAACCGAUUCUUUAGUCACCAUUGCCAUAUAUACCAAACAGAAGAAGGAUGUCAAUUUAGAUUCAAUAAUAGUUGAUCAUAAGGAUGAUUCCUUUAGAGCAGAAACAAUUAUCAACGAUUAUUCAUAUCUUAUACAUAUUAAACUAAGCCAUGAGAUUCAAGAGUUUUCUGUGCGGAUUAUUGAGAUUGUGGGGAAGAUAGAGAUUGUCCUCCAGAAAAAAGAGAAAACUUCUUGGAAGUAUCUUGGUCAUCCCCUGGAAGCUCAUAAUUCAUUUAUUCCAAAGAAAGAUAGAGGUUUGUACUACAGAAACUGUCAGUUAAUUUCCAAAGAGCUUGUUACUCAUGAUACAAAGCUUUUCUGCCUGUUGCUGCCACCAAGCUCUCAUCUCCAGGUGCCAAUUGGGCAACAUGUUUACUUCAAGCUAACUAUCUCAGGUAAAGAGAUAGUGAAGCCAUAUACACCUGUGUGUGGUUCCUUACUCCCAACUUACAAGGAACCAGUUCUUCACAAUGAUAAACACAUUUAUUUUUUGAUCAAAAUCUAUCCUACUGGACUCCUCACACCAGAACUUGAUCAUCUUCAGAUUGGAGAUUUUGUUUCUGUAAGCAGUCCCGAGGGCAGUUUUAAAAUAUCCCAGCUCCAAGAAUUAGAAGAUCUCUUUUUAUUGGCAGCUGGAACAGGCUUCACACCCAUGGUUAAAAUACUGAAUUAUGCUUUGACUAAUAUACCCAGUCUCAGGAAAGUGAAGCUGAUGUUCUUCAAUAAAACAGAGGAUGAUAUAAUUUGGAGAAACCAGUUGGAGAAAUUAGCAUAUCAAGAUAAAAGAUUUGAUACUGAAUUUGUUCUCUCAGCACCUACUUCUGAAUGGAAUGGCAAACAGGGACAUAUUUCACCAGCUCUUCUUUCUGAAUUUUUGGAAAGAAGUUCAGAGAAAUCCAGAGUCCUUAUCUGCAUUUGUGGCCCACCACCAUUUACAGAAAAAGGAGUAAGGUUGCUGCAUGAUCUUAACUUCUCUGAAGAGGAGAUCCAUAGUUUCACAGGAUAAUGAAGAGCUGCCACUGUACUUAACUGUUUAUCUAAAUUUGUGAUUGUUGAGGGUUUUCUAAGCAACUUUUUUGUGUAUCUUGGAAGGUUCACUAGAAUCCAGGCUUCAGUUUCUUAAAUGAAAUCAAAUGUUCCUACAGUAUAGAUAACUUGUUGGUUUAUUUUGUACUGUAACUUAUUUUACUACUGAUACUUGACCUGGAAAGUCAAUCAUGGCAACAAAUACAUACAGGAUUCUUUAUUAGGAAUCACAAAGUUCUUUGCCAUUUAAACUUUAUCACUGUUCUACAGUAAGCUCUUGUGUUUUAUGAUAUGAUAAAUGAUCAUUUUGAUCACAUUUCUAUGCUAUAAAAUGUCUUAUUAGCAAUACAGAUUAAAUUUUACAUUGCACUGUCAACUCAGGAAAUGAUUGUUUAUGUCCUUGUUACUAAUAUCAAAACAUGGAAUGUUGAAUUUAUGUGAUCCAAACAUUUUGUGUGUACACAGUGUUGAUACAAAGUCAAUAAAAAUAUACCUAAGCACUUUUUAAUCAUUGUGUUAAAAAUGUAUUUGAAUGCAACAGUUGCUAAGGAAAAUAAUUGAGUUGCCUGUGUAUGUAGUGGGGCCAUACCUGGCGGUGCUCAGGGAUCAGUCUUGGUGGUGCUGGGGGGACCAUAUGUGGUGCUGGGGAUCAGGCAGGGCUGAGCUGUAUGCACAGCAGGUGCCUUAACUCCUGUACUAUCUCUGGGGACUUAUCUAAGGGAAAUGUAAAAGAGCAACAAUAAAAGAUAUGGAAGAAAACUCAUAUAUGAAUGAUUUUAGGUGUGUUGGACAGCUGAAGAGACUGUGGUCCCAACUAAAAUCAGAGUCAUCAAAACAGAAUGAAAAUGAAACCUCUUGCUUGAGAGCCUAAAAUAAAUAAUUUGUUCUGUGGAGUACAUUACAUGUUAAUUCCUUUGAGCCCACCUAACCAGCGAGAGAAUGACGAACACUGAAUUGCCCACUGGUGAUUCAGCCUAGAGCCCACCUGAGUGCUGUGCGUGGACAGCUUACUCAUUCUCUCUUCCUGCUGCUGUGUGCAACUUUCAGAUCCUUGCCCGCACUGAAAUUGAGCUAAGGGUGUCAAGAAAAUCAUCCUGAGCCUUCCAGGAGGAAUCACCGUUGAGCACAGGAUUUUUCAUGGAUUGUAGCUGUGUUUUCAGCAGCACAGAGUAUAAGGGUUCUCACGUUUCCUGUAAAUGAUUUUUGCUCCAUCUUUGUUGAAUGAUUGAAACUCCCAUGAGGAACACAGUAUUAAUUGCCUCGAGUUACAAACACCCAGCUCACGAAGCUCCUAUGUGCACAUGAUCGGUUAGAAAGUCUCAUUUUCCUGAGACUCCCUCCUCUUUGACCACGUCUGCCCUCAUCAACACUGGCCCAGGCAGGAAGCCCUCUCAAGCUCACCGUGCUCCCUAUAGGAACAUGCUCCCAUCCCUGC